This is a messenger RNA of Nematocida ausubeli, 432 nucleotides long. RefSeq lists its product as uncharacterized. Gene Ontology annotation, cellular component: P-body. Gene Ontology annotation, molecular function: mRNA binding; enzyme activator activity. The transcript has a single exon. Gene Ontology annotation, biological process: deadenylation-dependent decapping of nuclear-transcribed mRNA; positive regulation of catalytic activity; deadenylation-independent decapping of nuclear-transcribed mRNA. Lineage: Eukaryota; Fungi; Microsporidia. The record is from RefSeq and is a predicted model, not a curated record. Bases 1 to 432 code for a protein of 143 amino acids.
AUGCAGACACAAAGGCCGCAGACGAAUGAAGUAACCAAUAGAAUGCUUAAAGGAAAGGACGCGCACUACAGUCACUUGCUCCUGACAUCUGUCAAUGUGGUGGUUCUUAAAUACGAAGACAAGUGGGUUCCUGCAGAGAUUGAAGGAGCCAUCCAUUUAUACAAGAGAAAGGCAAUUCCAUCGACGGGAAUUCUUGUGCUUAACCGGAAGAAGCCACAGGACUUAUACUUGGCAAUAGAUCACACGAUAUACGAUAUAGAGAUAUAUGACAGGUUUAUUAUUGUAAAGAUCCAGGAAAAGAAGGAGCUAGAAAUAUUCGGGUUAUGGUUCUAUGAUAAACACGCCUGCAUGGAGACUGGUUUUAUUUUAACAGACCAGCUGGAACUCUUAGAAAGAUCAAAGAAAUUAUUAAUGAAAUGUAGAGCUGUGUAA